AUGUCAUUUAGAUCAACUCAGGUUUUGAAAUGGGAUAAAUUCAACAUGAAGGAAUUGGAAGAUCGCAUAAGAAAAGCAAGAAUGGAGAAAAAAAUUUUCGUUGUUUUUAGUGGUUAUGAAAAAAUCAGAGAAAGUCUUUUGAAGCGUGGGUGGUUAGAGAAAAUUCCUGAUCAUCGACUUUACUUGAUAUCACCAACAUCUGAGAAAUUUGCGCUUGGAAUGUUAAUGAAGACGACUCCUUUCAACUUUAUCUGGCAACGGAAGACAAGACCACUUAAAAAUGUCAAAGAUCUUAAUCCAUGCACCAACUCAAUUGUGCGACAACGUUACAUGGAUUUCACAACAAAAGAUGGAAUUAACAAUUGUGCUGAUAAUUUCAAAUGGAAUUUCAUUGAAGGACAUACAGAUUUGACAUAUCAACGAUCGCAUAUUUUAUCAGACAAGGCAAUGAGAGAAGAAUUCUCGAAAGAUUUCCGAAGAACGACAUUAACAAAUUACAUUUUGUUCCUGGAUUGUUUCAUGUUUAUUGAUAAUGAAAUUGAUUUCUUUUUCACAAUAUCGAGAAAAGGAAUAUCAGUUGAUUCGAUUGAUUUCGCUUUGAAGAAAGUUGAAGAUUUGAUUGCGGAAGAUAAAAAAGUUGACUACGAUGACGAUCAUGAGAAAAUUCUUUUGAAGUUUACAAAACAUGAGAUGGAACUUCUUGAUGAAAUUCGACAAAUAAUUAAUGGAACGAAAAGAUUCAAACUUUUAAGUCAUUUCGAUUAUUCAAUAUUAAGACUACAGAUUGAUGAAUGUGCACUUAAAAUUUUGUCGCAUUGGCCGUAUUUGAAGUAUGAUGGAUUUAAAAAUGUUUGGAUCGUAAAACUGAUUGGUUCGUCAAGUGGUUACAAUGUGACUGUAAUGAAUAACGAAGAUAAAAUUCUUAAAGCUACUGAAAAUAUUUCUCAUCGAUACAUCGUACAGAAAUAUGUUGAAAGACCUUUAAUUAUUCACAAACGAAAGUUUGACAUUCGAGUUUAUGUCAUGACAUUCAUUCGAAAUGGUUUCGUUGAUAUUUGGUUGUAUAAAGAUUGUUACGCAAAAUUCUGCACGAAGCCAUUCAGUCUUGACAACUUGGACAAGUCAGUUCACGUCUCGAAUUAUGCAGUGCAAAAGCAGUUCAUGAAUCAACAAGAUUCUGUUCCAAAUGCUAAAGAAAAUAUGUGGUCAUUGUCACAAUUGAUUGAAUACUUCACAUCAACUGGUCAUCAAUACAUUUGGGAUGAAGUAAUUUACCCAGGAAUUAAGAAGAAUCUUCUUGCAGUGAUCAUCGCAAGUUUGGAAGCAACUGAACUAGAAGUUAACAACUUUGAACUUAAUGGAGCUGACUUUAUGAUUGCUUACGAUUAUCAACCUGUUCUCAUUGAAAUUAAUUCAGUUCCAGCACUUUACUUCUCACGAACAGUCGUCGAGAUGAUCACAAAUAAAUUACUUGAAGAUGUUGUUAAAGUGGUCGUCGAUUACCGAGAUGAUCGCAAAGCUUCAACUGGUGAUUUUGAAUUAAUCCACACACACAAAAUUCCUCAAAUUCAAAACUUUACACCUGAUCUGUCUAUAAAUUCAGUGAGAUUGAAUCAUCAUAUUGAAAGAACAAAAUCUUGGAAAGAAAAAAUUAUUUCUGACAUUUCUGAAGAUCGAAAUGUUGUUGAUGUUAAUUGAACAAUAAAAAUUGAAGUUU
Clunio marinus is the source of this 1717-nucleotide messenger RNA. Lineage: Eukaryota; Metazoa; Arthropoda; Insecta; Diptera; Chironomidae. The record is from the annotation of a GenBank genome assembly.